Gekko japonicus is the source of this 2876-nucleotide messenger RNA. RefSeq names its product lysophospholipase II (gene LYPLA2). Gene Ontology annotation, biological process: protein depalmitoylation. Bases 129 to 827 code for a protein of 232 amino acids. The record is from RefSeq and is a predicted model, not a curated record. Gene Ontology annotation, molecular function: carboxylic ester hydrolase activity; palmitoyl-(protein) hydrolase activity. Gene Ontology annotation, cellular component: cytoplasm. Lineage: Eukaryota; Metazoa; Chordata; Lepidosauria; Squamata; Gekkonidae. The transcript is spliced from 10 exons.
CUGGUGGUGGCAGCGGAACAUCCGGGGCGGUCUGGGGGAGCUCGACGCUGGCGGAGUCUUCAGUCAGAAGCCGGGUGAAAAGGAGACGGGAAGGAAGAGGUGUGAGCAGUUGAAGUCUCUAUUGGUGUAUGUGCGGUAACAACAUGUCUGUCCCCCUCCUUGCUGAUGCCGUGACCGUUUCAGGGGCAGAGCGGGAGACUGCAGCGGUCAUUUUUUUACAUGGGCUCGGAGACACAGGGCACAGCUGGGCUGAGGCCUUGUCUGCCAUUCGGCUCCCUUAUGUGAAAUACAUCUGCCCUCAUGCGCCCAGGAUCCCCGUCACGCUCAAUAUGAAGAUGGUCAUGCCAUCCUGGUUUGAUUUGAUGGGGCUAAGUCCAGAUGCACCGGAGGAUGAAACUGGAAUUAAAAAAGCUGCUGAGAACAUUAAAGCCGUCAUCGAGCAUGAAGUAAAGAACGGAAUCCCAGCCAACCGCAUCGUCCUAGGAGGCUUUUCACAGGGUGGCGCCCUCUCCCUCUACACAGCUCUCACUUGCCCACACCAGCUGGCUGGCAUCGUGGCCCUCAGCUGUUGGCUCCCCCUGCACAAGGCCUUCCCUCAGGCGGCAAACAACGGGAUGAACAAAGACAUACCCAUUCUUCAGUGUCAUGGGGAGAUGGACCCCAUGAUCCCAGUGCGCUUCGGGGCCCUCACCGCUGAGAAACUGAAGUGCGUCGUGACCCCGAGCAAGGUCCAGUUCAGAACUUAUCCAGGACUGAUGCACAGCUCCUGCCCUCAGGAGAUGAUGGCUGUGAAAGAAUUCAUCGAGAAGUUGCUGCCUAGGAUUUAAAUGGAGCUACUCAAGACUGUUGCAGGGAGAGGAGACCAAAGGUCACCACCUUCGAUCUUUAACCCUUGACCUGUCAGUUGCAUCCGGAAGCCAUGACGAUCCACCUCCACUCUAGUCGGUUUCCUUUGGUUUCCUUUUUCUGGCCCUUCCCUUCCUCCUGUGCAUGCCCCUCCUUCAGCAGAAGGGGAGGCAUCUUCUGUAUGCACAGCAAAGGGCUGGAGCGGUUUUAAGGUACAAGCUGGGAUCCAUUUGGCUGCCUUAGUGGGUUUGGGGGGGAUCAUUCAGGAUCUGUUUCCCCCCAACCGUCAAGUGCUUACUGUGGCGAUUAACUGGGUGGCAGCCAAAGGCUCUAAAAGCGAAAAGGUAUUAGGAGACGUCUUUUCUUCUUUUGCAGUAUUUGCAGGGAGCUUAAGUGAGCGAACUGAGCUCCCUGUUGGGUUCACAGACCUUCCCAUCUCCCUCCGUCUGUGGUAUGGAGAGCCAGUCUCACUUGCGUGCAUCUGUUCUGCCAAAGCUGUGUUAGUGGCACAGGCAGGGCUGGAGCUGGCACUUGACUUUUUCCUGGGCUGGGGAGGUAAGAAAAUUCUCCUGUCCUGCCCUGCCCAGGAGGACGUUCCACAGAGCCCUGUACCUUAAACCUUGUUCCAAAAAUCCCGCCAGCAUUGCCAGGCGAGGGGGAAGAGCAGCCUGUUGGCGGAUGGCUGCACCUUAUCCUCCAGCCCUGUCUUAUUCCUGCUCUGCCCCUGUCAGACUCAUGUGCAACAGCUGAGCUGAAUUACCCUCACCUUCACCAGGCCUUUAUUCCCCCCCCCCCCAAAAAAAUAGCCACCUUUCCUUUUCUCAUCAUCUCCACUGUGGUCUUUUCCAUCACGUUGGGCCCAAGUAGGUUCCUUGCUACACAGGCAGGGUAGAGCUCAGGGGAGAUGGACACGCAGCGUAGGGCUGUCUGUAGUCUUCUGGGCAUUCCAGUGACCGGAAGCACUUGCCCCCAACAAUGGCAGCUGGGGCAGUGCCUCAGUGGUGAUCGCUUGCGUUGCUCAGCAGAUCGCCCAGGAUGGCUGCUUCGUGAUCCUUUCACUUUCCAUAUCAAGCAGCUGCAAGCUGGUUUUUUUGCAGUAGGGGCCGCCUCCCCUUAGGGCCUCUCUUGGUUGUCAGUGGAUCUGCUAAGCCCAGCAUUCUCCUCUCCCACCCCCAUCCUCCACUGGCAGCCCCUCCUUAGCCCUGGUGGCUGGCAACCAAGAUGGUUUUCUUUAUUUUCGCGACAAGGCCCCUUUCCUGGAGUGUCAGGCUAUCAUCCUCAUUUCCCGCAGGGAGUGGGCGUGGUCUGAGCUGCUGAGCAGCGAAGGGCCCCUACUCCUACCCUCCCAUCUGGGCUGAACCAGGACUUUGACAGCCAAGGGCAGUGUGUAUCUUCUGAAGGCGCUUUUCCCGUUCACUCUCCGUGUUUUUGGCGAAGGGCUAUUUCCUUGCUUCCUCCCAUGUUGUCUUGCUUGCCGUGUGGCCUGUGCCCCCUCACGUUCUCCCCGAUGCAGUUGUCAGGCAGCAGCCAAUGAGCACUGGGUCCAUCCUAGUGCUUGGCAGACCUCUUCAGAAAGGGUUGGGCUAUGGCUGGGAGGGGAGAGUGUGGCAGUGCCCCUGGCAGAGCAGUUACGCUCUCCCUCUCCCAGGAGACGUCGGUCCCCUUAAGGAGCUUGCGGCACAGCUCUGUGGCAGUUCCAAGAGAAGGGGUCGCUCUCUUCCCACUUUCCGUUCUCAAAGGACAUGUGAAGAGUGUCUUGUGGCCGCCGCCGGUAUCCAUUCCAUCUUACCUUUGUUGGGCAUAAGUGACUUUCCACACAAGGUGGAAGCUUCUCGCUUCAGGUUCUUCCUUCUCAGGCACCUGGAGGGUCCCUAAAUGCCUUUAUAUGCUUUCUUUGGCGGAUGAUGACAGCCAGCCUGUUUCCCCUUUGCUAUUUCCAUGGUCUCUUUCCCAAGUAGUAUCCCCGGCUUAAGGCCAGAACAGCUUAUGUCCGUACAGGCGGAAGGAAAGGUAACAGUUGAGAUGGGGGG